Penicillium chermesinum is the source of this 537-nucleotide messenger RNA. Its product is annotated as cupin domain-containing protein. Bases 1 to 537 code for a protein of 178 amino acids. The transcript has 2 exons. NCBI's taxonomy places the organism in Eukaryota, Fungi, Ascomycota, Eurotiomycetes, Eurotiales, Aspergillaceae. The record is from RefSeq and is a predicted model, not a curated record.
AUGGCGAAGUCAAGCAAAACGACCCAGUUGUCAAAUCUGCCUGUCUUGACCCGUUUCAUAACCGGGCACAACGAGAAAGGGGAGGCUAUCGUUCAAUCAGAAGGCCCCGGAGCCUGGCGUCCACAUGAGAAGAACUCGAUGGAUUUCAACGUGAUGUAUACCACAUCGCAAUUUCCUGCAGAUCUGAACAACGAUCGUGACAUUACCGCGCAUGAACACAAGAUGGCAUCUGGCCAGCUGGGCCUCGUGAGCCCUGGAGGUGCUCCUAGCCUGAUGCACCGCACGCAGAGUCUGGAUUACGGAAUUGUUCUCGAGGGCGAGAUUGAGAUGUUGCUUGACUCUGGAGAAACCCGACUCUUAAAACGGGGGGACAUCGCAGUGCAACGCGCCACGAUGCACGCGUGGCGUAACCCAAGUCAGACGGAGUGGGCUCGUAUGGUCUAUGUUUUGCAGGAUGCCCAGCCUUUGGUAGUGGGAGACCGUCAACUUCAAGAAAACCUUGGUCAGAGCGAAGAUAUCAAGCCAAGUAGGCUGUGA